CAGGCAGAUUGCUCCGCCCUUGUGAACCAAGAUUUUGUUAUCGCGAGAUCCCAAUGACAGUUCAGGAGCCUGAUCUCGCGGGAUUUUCCGAUUUAGGGUUGGAAAUUGCUGGGGAAAGUAGAGACAGGGAGGGCCAACUGUGAGAGGGAGGGUGAGGGGUCCACUUGCUGGCUUGCAGUUCCCCCCUCCCCCACUGGCCGAAUUCGAGACGACUAGGUGAGCGCCGCCUUGCCAGCCAACACAGCGCCCUCCGGCUCUGCCGCUGCCUCGGACGCCGCCAUCCCUUCUCUCUAGGGCCCCACCUGUGCUCCCUUUUGUCCCGCGGCGUCGCACUUCACGGGGGCGAUGUACGGAGGGCUGCAGGAAGUGGUCUUCCCGCCUGCCGCCUCCUCGGGGUCCUCGGCCUCCUGUUGGGUGUUCUACGCAACCAGGCCGCCCAGCCCCUCCCCUUGGCCAGAUGGAUGCCUCUGCCCCCAAGCCUCGCGCGGAAGCCGCCGGCAAAGACAUAUGGCAUCCAGGAGAAAGAUGUCUUGCCCCUUCUCCAGAUAAUGAGACACUUUGUGAAGCAAGCAUAAAAUCUGUCACAGUGGAUGAAAAUGGGAAAUCAUUUGCAAUCAUCUUAUAUUCAGAUUUUCAAGAAAGGAAAAUACCUCUUAAAAGAAUUCAUGAAGUUAAAUCUGUUAAAGAUUGCUCCAGGAAUUUUAUAUUUGAUGAUGAAGAUUUGGAAAAACCUUAUUUCCCAGACCGAAAAUUUCCAUCAUCUGCCGUUGCUUUUCCAUUAUCUGAAGACGGAGACUCUAUUCCUUAUACUAUUAACAGGUAUUUGAGAGACUACCAAAGGGAAGGAGCCCAGUUUCUCUAUGCACACUUCAUCCAAGGAAAAGGAUGUAUUCUUGGUGAUGACAUGGGACUUGGGAAAACAGUACAGGUUAUUUCAUUUUUGGCUGCAGUUUUGCAUAAAAAGGGAACUCGUGAGGAUAUUGAAAACAACAUGCCAGAGUUUUUACUAAGAAGUAUGAAAAAGGAAACCCCUUCUAUAGCAAAAAAGAUGUUCUUAAUAGUUGCUCCUCUUUCUGUACUCUACAACUGGAGAGAUGAAUUGGACACCUGGGGAUAUUUCAGAGUUACUGUUUUACAUGGUAACAAAAAAGACUAUGAACUGAUUCGUGUAAAGCAGAGGAAAUGUGAAAUUGCUCUAACAACUUAUGAAACACUGCGCUUAUGUCUGGAUGAACUGAACAGUUUGGAAUGGUCAGCUGUCAUUGUGGAUGAAGCUCAUAGAAUUAAGAAUCCAAAGGCUAGAGUAACAGAAGUUAUGAAAGCUUUAAAAUGUAAUGUCCGCAUUGGCCUCACUGGAACCAUUCUUCAGAACAACAUGAAAGAACUGUGGUGUGUUAUGGACUGGGCUGUGCCAGGACUUUUAGGUAGUAGGAUCUACUUCAAGAAGCAGUUUUCUGACCCAGUAGAACAUGGUCAGAGACACACAGCAACAAAAAGAGAACUAGCUACUGGCCGAAAGGCCAUGCAAAGGCUUGCAAAGAAGAUGUCUGGCUGGUUUCUCCGGCGUACCAAGACUCUGAUCAAGGAUCAGUUGCCUAAGAAGGAAGACCGGAUGGUGUAUUGUUCUCUGACAGAUUUUCAGAAAGCUGUCUAUCAAACAGUAUUAGAAACAAAAGAUGUGACUUUGAUACUUCAGUCUUCUGAGCCUUGUAGCUGUAACAGUGGCCGGAAAAAGAGAAAUUGUUGUUUCAAGACCAAUUCACAUGGCGAAACAGUGAAAACCUUGUAUUUCAGUUACCUUGCAGUCCUUCAAAAGGUAGCUAACCAUGUUGCACUACUGCAGACUGCUAGCACCUCCAAACAACAGGAAACACUUAUCAAAAGGAUAUGUGAUCAGGUAUUUUCCAAAUUCCCAGAUUUUGUGCAGAAAAGCAAAGAUGCAGCCUUUGAAACACUCUCUGACCCAAAAUACAGUGGUAAGAUGAAGGUCCUUCAGCAGCUUUUAAAUCAUUGUAGGAAAAACAAAGAUAAAAUACUUCUUUUCUCCUUUUCCACCAAGUUACUUGAUGUUCUGCAGCAAUACUGUAUGGCAGCUGGCCUUGAUUACCGACGACUUGAUGGAAGUACGAAAUCAGAGGAAAGAAUCAAGAUUGUGAAAGAGUUCAACAGUACACAAGAUGUUAACAUUUGCCUUGUCUCCACAAUGGCUGGUGGACUAGGCCUCAAUUUUGUUGGUGCCAAUGUUGUUGUAUUGUUUGAUCCUACUUGGAAUCCAGCCAAUGAUCUUCAAGCAAUUGACAGAGCAUAUAGGAUUGGGCAAUGCAGGGAUGUGAAAGUGUUUAGGCUGAUAUCUUUGGGAACUGUGGAGGAGAUCAUGUACUUACGACAGGUAUACAAGCAGCAACUUCACUGUGUGGUGGUUGGAAGUGAAAAUGCCAAGCGAUAUUUUGAAGCAGUUCAAGGAUCAAAAGAACAUCGAGGAGAGCUUUUUGGGGUUUAUAAUCUGUUCAAACUAAGGUCCCAAGCAUCUUGUCUUACAAGGGACAUCCUGGAGAGAGAAGGCAAAGUGGAAGCAGGUAUCAUGACAGCCACAACAUGGUUGGAAGAGGAGCCUCCAGUACACAAACAAGAAACGCCUAGAGACCCUGACUGUCAAGAACACAGAGGUCUGGAGCAGCCUGCAGAGUUGCCGACAGAAGAAGCAUGUAAUCUCUGCAGUGAUUUUAGUGAUGAUGAAUCAGUAGGAAGCUCAAGAAUAAAGACUGCUAAAAAGAAAGCCUCUGACUCAAGCAAAGCUUCAGGUCCUCCUGGACAGCUUACCUUACUCCAGUGUGGUUUCUCUAAAUUGUUUGAAACAAAAUGUAAUACAGUUGAGGAAAGUGAUGGAAAUAUUGCCUCUGAUGAUGAAAGUCCUGAUGAACAGCCCAUACGUCUUUCAACAGAAGCCAAAGACGUUAGUUAUCAGAAAAGUCGUGACUCUCUUGGUACUUCAAAACAUCAGAGGUUAGCUAACGUCCUAAAUCCAAAUGAAAAAUAUGUCUUUGAUAAAAGUCAGAACAUUUUAGAACAAAAUAUUUCUUCUGAGUCUGAUGAUGGCAACAAUUUAAAAAAUACAGCUGACCACCAUCACAUUUUACAGAACGUCACAGAAUCAGAAGAUAGUGAUGUCAUCUUUCCCACACAGUAUACAACUCAGAGAUGCCCCAAGAAUGGUGUAAAGUUUAAGCCACUCGUGGAUGGAUCUGACGGUUCUGAAACAGAACAUCCUGUUGAAAUAAGAAAUAAUGGGGAUGAUAGAAAGACUGAUGUCAAAGGAAAUAGCCUAAUUUCAAAACAAUUAAGCCUUGAGAAUGUGACCCUGAAAUCUAUUAUGAGAAGAAAAGGCAGUAGUGAUAUUAGUGACGAGUCUGAUGACAUUGAAAUUUUCUCUGAGUCAAGAGCAAGAAAGCAAAGACCUACUAGUUCUUUGAGGUUUAAGAGAAAAAAGGAAGAUAAAAAGGAGCUUCACACUUGUCCUAAAACCAUGAAGAAAACAAAUCAACUGUAUGCAGCAGAUGGGGAUUGUAGCUCUCAGGCUAUCGAUGAUUUUUCAUCCUCAGAUGAUGAUUUAACUGUUUGCCACAUCAGUUUCUCUAAACAGAGCCAUACACGAAAAACUCUAAAAGAUAGGGUCGGUUUCUCUUCAAAAUUACCUAGCCAUAAGAAAAAUAGCACUUUUAUGCCAAAACAAUCAAUGCAAUUUUCAAAUGAGAGAGUUGUCAAUCAAGAGCAAAUGUAUGAAUCAAUGGAUAAAUUUUUAGAUGGCGUUCAGGAAGUGGCUUAUAUUCACUCAAACCAGAAUGUGAUUGGAUCAAGCAAAGCUGAAAAUCACAUGAGCCGAUGGGCAGCACGUGAUGUCUUUGAAUUGAAGCAGUUUUCCCAGCUUCCUGCUAACAUAGCCGUUUGCACUUCUAAGACACAUAAAGAAAAAAUGAAGAAAGAUAUAUUGACACUUUCAAAGAAAGACCAACAACUAAGUGAAGGAAGCAUUUCAUUUCCCCUUUACAUUUCACACCCUGUAAGCCAAAAGAAGAAAAAAGUCUACCGCACAGACCAGACCACCUUUAUAAUUGGAGAAACACCAAAAGGGAUCCGCAGUGACUUAUGAGUGUCUACUUUAGUUUAUUAAAUUUUCCUUACAAAGUGGCUAGUUUAUACCUCCUGAGUGUACCUUCCUUAAAUACUUAGAGAAAAUUCUUUUAAAGACCAAGAAUUAUGAAAGCAAGUUAGAAGGCAAAAAUAAAAUGAAUUAUAAUCAAUCAUAUUCAUCCUGUAAAGGACAACCUCCCAGCCUAAUUUACUUGCAUACUACUGGUAUAACAUGGGGUCAGAAGCUCUCCUCCCAAAAGGGACAGAAUUGUAAGAUUCUGAGUGAGGUCAGCACAGCAAAGGUGAAGUAUUCUGGCAGCUUCUGAGACACCACCAAGUCUUGGAUAAAUAAGACAUCAGCCUGUAACUUUGCCAAUAACUUAAUCUUCGCAGCACAAAUAUUUAUUAGAAAGGCCAUGAAAAUGGAUUUGGAGAUGAUUAAUAAACAAAAUAAUACCUCAUUAUUUCAUAUGAAGUAAAAACUGGAACCUUUUAAGAACGUGCUUGUUGCUUUCCAACAAGAACAUUGGCAAUUUCCAGGACAGAAAUUUGGAAGCUUGUAUUUGUGUUAUUAAAUAUUCUCUUGGCAGCAAGAGUGGCUGUUGCUCAGGCAUAGAUAAUAUCUGGACUUGGAACAGUGAAGAGGACCAGUGCAGUGAAGAGGACUAGAAGGCAGGGUGCUCAUCUAAAGCCACAAAAGUCAUGAGCAUGCACGAUGGAUGCCACUAAAAUCACAGGAAACACAAACUUGACAUAACCUGGCCUGAGCAGCAAAAUAAUAAUGGCUUUAAAGCUCCAAAUUACAUACAUUACAAAUAAAUCAUUAUUUUACCCUCAGGAUUCUCUGUUGUGUGUGCAGGAUAAAAUUCAAACUUUUGAAAUUGACAUACGGACCCUUCAUGAUAGUCAGCCUCUUCCUUGGCAAUUUCUCCUGCCCCUCUGUGUACCAGGUUCUCUCUGAAGUGGGCCUGUGCAUGUUCCCUGUUCCCUGGCCGGUUUCCUCACUUACCCUUGCCUGACUGGUGACACCAGAGAAGCCUUCCCUGCUACCUUACCCAUGAUCCAUCACUGGCUCAGGUACCCCUUCUGUGGGAACCCACAGGACCCUGUAUUUACAUCUGUAGUGGGAUUUAUCACUCUCUUCUGGUUUGGUUUUCAUGUGUCUGUCUCCUCCAGCUUGACUAUAAACUCCUUGAAGAAUAUGGUGAUCGGCUGGUCACUGCUGUAUAGCUCUAUGGUGCCUAGCACAUAGAGGGUCUAUAAAUGUUUGUUGAAUGUAUAAAUGAAUGUUUUAAGGAACUAUAUCAAAUAUAAACAUAAUUCUAAAACUUUGGGACUUUUAAUCAUGUGUUACAACACCAUCUGGCUUUUUUUAAAAGAAUGUUUACAAACACAGAGCUCUCCUGAUUCAUGGCCCAACUCAGCAUCAGCAAAGCAAUACCCUCUGUCUUUGUCUGCUCCAUCUGCCAUAGCAAAAUACUAUAGACUGGGGCUUAAACAAUAGAAAGUUAUUUCUCACAGUUCUAGAGCCUGCGAGGUUGAAGAUCAGGGUGCCAGCUGAUUUGGCUCCUGGUGAGGGCUCUCCUGACUUGCAGAUGGUGACCUCAUCGUGUCCUCUCUUGGCCGAGAAAGAUAUUUCUGAUGGCUUCUUAUGACCUCAUUUACCCUUAAUUACCUUCUAAAGGCCCUAUCUCCAUAUACUCUGACUGCGGUUUAGGGCUUUGAAGCCCAUAAUGAAUUUGAGGGUGUUGCAGUUCAGUCCAUAGCACCCUCACCUGGGGAAAGGAGCACAGUCUGGUGUCCAGGGUUGUGAAACAAUCUUUCUGCCUCUGUCUUACCAGGGUUCUGGAAGGUCCAUUUUCUCACACAUGCAUACAACAGCUUUUGUUAGUAUCUUAUACUAAGAGUAAAACUCACUCCUUUAAAUGACAUCUCAUUUCUUAGUUUAGCUGUCUAUACUCAAGGCAGGCCAGUUGGGGGAAGAAAGAAUCUAGGUUUAUCAGUUUAGAAUUUUCCUUUAGGACCAUCAAAAAGUUGUAUGAAAUUUCUUUGUUGUAUUUGUGGAAGAAGGGAAAAAAGGAGAGAAGAAAAAAUCCCUUUAUUUUUCAGAAUUUUCUCUUUUCAUUAAGACCUUUUUUUGACAAUUUUAUUUCAUAGGACUUGAAUGCAAUAUAGAUUUUCAGACAGAUUAUAUAAAUUAUGAUUCUCAUGUCAGCCGUAAGUUGGCUGACUGGAGGAGCAGCAUGCUGGGAUCCCAUCAUUCCCAGGAAAUGCCUAAUAGUAUAAAUCAAAAUAACUUCAAAAGCUGGUGAUUUCAUGAACUAGAUUUUUUUUUCACUAGCAUAAGGAAAGAGGUCACAUUCUGCUAGUGUAAAAUGCAUUUUCAUUAUGGAAUUAAGUUAAUAUAUACUAAAUCAAUAAGAUUACAGUUG
Messenger RNA from Herpailurus yagouaroundi (jaguarundi), 6560 nucleotides. It is a transcript of the gene ERCC6L2, whose product is annotated as ERCC excision repair 6 like 2. NCBI's taxonomy places the organism in Eukaryota, Metazoa, Chordata, Mammalia, Carnivora, Felidae. The record is from RefSeq and is a predicted model, not a curated record. Bases 458 to 4147 code for a protein of 1229 amino acids. The transcript is spliced from 19 exons. Gene Ontology annotation, molecular function: ATP binding.